AUGGCAGAUUACAUUAAAAGCCUAAAACAAUGCAUCAAGUGGUUUCAACAGCUUGAAGGAAAUUACAUUACAGAACAGGAGAAAUUCAAGUGUUUGUUGGAAUCGGCGGAAAAGAAGUGCAAUGAUAUUGAGUCGAUGAUGAAUGCCAAGGAGGACGAGCUGAAUACAAUUAUUAUGGAAUUGAGAAAAAAUCUGGAGGCACUGAUAGAAAGAUUCACAAAAGAGGAAGUGGAUAAAUUGGGAGCAUUGGACACUUUGAGUAGAGAGAAAGAAAACAGACUAGCAGCUGAUAGAAUGCUGGUUUCCCUUUCUGAAGAGCUAAAGAGAUCUCGGCAAGAUAACGCUAGUACCAACCAGAAGAUACAAUCGCUUAACGACAUGUACAAGCGAUUGCAAGAGUACAACACUAGUCUGCAACAAUACAAUAGUAGACUUCAAUCAGAACUUCUGAAAACAAAUGAGACACUCAAACGUGUUGAGCAAGAAAAGAAAGCUGGGGUCGAGAACCUAAGCGCUCUUAGGGGCCACUAUACUUCUUUGCAAAAUCAGCUUAAUUCAUCUCGUGUAAGCUUUUAUGUCUUACUUUGA
Molecule: messenger RNA, 588 nt
Organism: Striga hermonthica
Lineage: Eukaryota; Viridiplantae; Streptophyta; Magnoliopsida; Lamiales; Orobanchaceae
Source: the annotation of a GenBank genome assembly